Poeciliopsis prolifica (blackstripe livebearer) is the source of this 2479-nucleotide messenger RNA. RefSeq lists its product as uncharacterized. The transcript is spliced from 5 exons. The coding region runs from base 442 to 1707 and encodes 421 amino acids. The record is from RefSeq and is a predicted model, not a curated record. NCBI's taxonomy places the organism in Eukaryota, Metazoa, Chordata, Actinopteri, Cyprinodontiformes, Poeciliidae.
UAAGUGCAUGUGUCAGAGAAAGAGAGCCCGACCCGGGCUCUCCUGUUUUAGUAACAAAUCAAUAAUUUCCCACAGAAUAAAGUCAGAGCGCACCAUUCAGUGUCAUGUGCGUCUCCACGGCCUGGUUUAAGUUCCCUUUCUAAAGACCGAACACCUUCAGGAAAAAAAAGGAGAAAAAAAAAUUGUUUUCUUGCUGACGCUCCCUGGACGCGCACCUUAAUGCCUGGGAGAGAGAAAGGGAGCGAGGCAGACGGGGGAAGUCAUGCUGCACAGCUGAGAGGAGGUCUGUGUUAGAGCCGCGGCCGCUCGGGUUGUGUGUGUGCACAGAUGCAAAGUCAUCUCUUCUCCAGCAAUGAAUGCCUUCAUGUGGACGGCCGGUUAGUCGUCUGAAAAUACCUGGAAGCCCGACAGUCAGACCUCCCGUCUCUCCCUCCCUGCGAUAUGGACGGGUUGCAGCCAGAAAACGCCGGAGUUGGUGGGAUCCGGGAAACCGCCGAGGAAAAGUACGGAGCUCUCGCCUUCGACACGGCUCUUAGCACUUUGGUGGUAGUGGCUCUGUACGUGGUGGUGAAAGUCAGCCUCGACGGCUUCAGGCAAUGGCGUGCACGGAUCUCGGUGCUCAUCGUGGGCUCCGGUCCCGUCGGGCUGACGGCGGCGCUGGUCGCUGUCCGCUCCGGGAAGGUGCUGAAGCUGACCGUGCUGGACGAGCGGUACCGGACCGCGCUUCUCUGCCGGCCCCAGCAGAUCGCCCUGGAUCCUCGCAGUGUGAAGUUUCUGCUGGGACUCGGAGUGGACUUUGAUAACAUGGAGGGCUGCUGGCACAACGAGCACUUCUUCACGAGAAUAGGCGUGUUUCAGGAGUAUCUGCUGAGCAUCCUGGAGCAGAAGAAGCAGAAGGUGGAGAUCAAAGUGCAGCUGGGAACUAAGUUCACGGAAGAAUACCUGCAGCGGAUUCCGCACAAUGACUGGCCUCGAGUCAUCGUUGUGGCUGAUGGAUCGUGCGGAGACUCCUGCUCUGUCCUAGGAAUCAGCUCUGACUACAUUGUGGAGUCCUGCCACGCCUAUGGAGCAAAUGCUACCAUAGAAAGAUCAGACCAGAGACAGGUGCCCACACCUGAGAUACGUGCACACAACCUCUAUUUUGACCUGUCUGCGUAUGGAGUGGAGGCUCUCCGAGAGCACAAAAACCCCACAGCCAAGUCUGCCUUCCACCUGAAGAUAUAUGGCACCUUCAGAAACCGCUACAUGGCCCUCGCCUGUCCCACUUCUGACACCAAAAUGGUUCGCUACCUCAGACAGACUGCAAACUCCUCGAUCAUGAAGACCAUUUUCCAUGAAUCUUUCAAUGCCUACAAGACAGACAUUGAACCUCGUCUCAGCGAUGUGACGCUCCACCACAUGCAGUGCAGCCGCCGACUCUUUGAGAUACAGUUGUCACACAGACGCAUCAGCGCCGCCUACAUAGAAGGAGAAAACGUUGCCGUCAUUGUGGAGGGCGAAGCGGCACGCGUCCUCAACUUCGACACAGGGUUUGGGGUUAAUCUGGGAAUGCGAGGCCUUGAGUCAGUGGGGACCUUCAUUUAUCGGACGGCCACUGCUGUGGACCAGAAUGACAUUUUAGAGGCGCUGUCAGCUAAGAUGCAGUACUCCAAACAGGUGGCAGAGACCUUCAAGCAGACAGGUCUGACUGAGUCAAUGUAUGAAUGAGGAGGCAGAAGAUCCUGCUGUGUACUAAGUGCCACCCAGUGGACAGAAGUGGAUCAGAACAUGAAGACUAGGCCUGAAGCCUACACAGUGUUAAUCAUUUCAUUUCAGACUGUGCUUAAAGAAACUGAUCAGACAAAUAAUUGAGAAAAUUGGUAACUGUUUUCUGAUUUACAGGCAACAUAUGAAGUUGAUGAAAAUGGGAAAUGCUAAAAUUAUAUUCAGGAAACCAAGGACAAUCAUAAAGCUGCAACAAAAUAUUUUUCUGUGGUCUGUAUAGAAAAGAUGUUCUGCUCUAAAAUUGUUGAAAUUAACUGAAGCUACACCACUGCGGAUUAUUUUCCUCUAUUUUCCCUCCUUUAAUUAGACGAUCCAUUGACUUGAUUUCCAGUGAAUUGACAGUUGUGCACAAGAGCUGCUGGAGAAUAACAGAUUGUGUUGACGCAUCUGAGCUGAGAGUGGGAAAUGUUGGGGCUAUAAUUAACAAUGAUAUAAAAAACAAAAAACAUAUGCUAGAUCAGAUGAUGUAAGGCAGCAGCUGUUCCACUCGGGGUUUUCAUUGCCUCCUUUGUAUCUGUAUUUUUGGCUGCUGAUAAGGUGACAUCAUUUGAAAUAAUAUCUUUUUUUCCUUGUACAUUUUUUUAUAUGGACAGAGACAAUGUGGCCAUAUUGUGAUUUUGUUUUGUGCAUAUUUUCAUCCUGAUGAUGUGAAAUGUCUCAGUGAUGAUGAUGAUGUAGUUGAAGUGCCAAUAAAACUGAUUAACUCAUGCAGUGA